Molecule: messenger RNA, 670 nt
Organism: Drosophila ficusphila
Lineage: Eukaryota; Metazoa; Arthropoda; Insecta; Diptera; Drosophilidae
Product: calmodulin-2/4
Exons: 1
Coding region: 120-575 (151 amino acids)
Molecular function (GO): calcium ion binding; enzyme regulator activity
Source: RefSeq, a predicted model, not a curated record
UCCGAGCGAAUGAGUUUAGAGAUAGAGCUAAGCUCCCAAUUACUCAGUGCAAACCGAAAUCGAAAGCUGAAACCGAAAACAACAUUCCAAUAUUAAGCAACUCAACACCAUAAACCAAAAUGGAUCCACCCGAGUACGUAUUAUCUAGUGAAGAUCUGCAAGAGAUUUGCCAAGCGUUCGCCAUUUGUGAUCCUGAAAACAAUGGAAGGAUCAAUGUAGAAGAUUUGGGAACUGUGAUGCGCGCUCUGGGUCAAAACCACACCGAAUCAGAAAUCUACAGAUAUUCCGAAAGUCUUGAGGGCGAUUUAGCCGGUUUUAUACUACUUUCCGAUUUUAUUGAUUUGAUGACCAAAAUUUAUAAAAUAAUGGAAGACAACGACUAUUUAAGGGCCGCGUUCAACAUCUUUGAUCGCGAUCAAGAUGGAGCAAUAUCCGCCACCGAGCUACGCAAUAUGUUCAACAGCCUCGGCGAAAAGAUAAGCGACGAACAGUUCGACGAAGUGUUCCGCCAGGUCGAUACUGACGGAGACGGCAUGAUCAAUUGGUCCGAUUUCCGUAAUGCCUAUAAAUCUUAAACUACACAUUCAUAUUCUUGUACUCGAAUUUUCCUUAACAAUUAAAGCACUGUACAUUUUCAAAAACUAUUAAAGCGAUCUGUCCUUAAAUUAAA